Molecule: messenger RNA, 2607 nt
Organism: Suillus discolor
Lineage: Eukaryota; Fungi; Basidiomycota; Agaricomycetes; Boletales; Suillaceae
Exons: 10
Coding region: 1-2607 (868 amino acids)
Source: RefSeq, a predicted model, not a curated record
AUGCGCAAAGGUCGUGUCUUUUAUCGAUUGUUUGUCAUCUCAGACGACAACAUUGUAGAUGAUGAGUCCGAUGACAAUGCCAUGCAUCCUUCGUCCUCAUUGAAGGAUGUUGGUGCUUGGGACAUCUUUCAGGAACACCUAACGACCGACAUGUCAUUCGAGGAAAUGCUAGAAAAGUUGCGUGCUUAUCUUGGGGUCAGAUAUUGCGAAGAGGAUUGGAAGGAGGCGGUAGACUCUCUGUUCACUGGGGACGGCGAUAUCAACAUCGCGUUAGAUAACCUUGCGAGCAUCAAAGAACGCCACAUUCCAUCGGGAGGAACCUCGACUAACCUCUUGUCAAGUCGCCCUUCCAACAGUUUUAUAGAUGCACUCGAGGACAUUGAUAAGCGGUUCGGGCAAGGGGCUGUGAGGCCAUCACGUAUCAUCUCGGAUGAGGGAGACUGCAAUAUAGAACGAGACGUUGUGCCCAGAACAUCAGGUGAAUGGGUUGUAACAGUGCCUGCGACUUGCAGCAUCAAAGACAUCAUUUCUCGCGAUAUCCAUCAAAGCAUUCGGCCUAAAAAAUUAUACUCAUCCAACACUUCCCGGACACUUACUCCGGAUACUAGUGUUGCCAUUCCUGGAUGGUAUCGCAUGACACAUGGUGCAUACAAUCGCGAUAUAGCGUAUGGGCUAUCAUAUGAUGAUCCUACAAAGACUGUCAAGUUGUUAGUAGCCUCCAGACGACUGAACGACCCAAGAGACAUUGGCAAGCUCAGACAGGAACAUCGCCUGCUUGAGCACCCUGCUGGUGUGGACCACUACAAAUACCGAGGUCAAGAAUACAUCCAUGGCCUGAUGUGCAUCAAACAGCACCUUACAGAUGUCAUCAGAAUACCCCUCCCUACUGCGCAGGACAUUGUCCUCCACAAGAAGUCGGGGUGCAACCCUGAAUUUGUCUCAGUCACCAUGCAUAUGUAUUCCGCUCAGUACUGGAGAGAAGGUGAUGAGGUGCGAGUUGUCUCUGGGGCUUUGUCAGGGACCUGGGGCAUCAUACUGGAUGUUCAGAUCAAUGAUGGCACGGCACUGGUGGAUCUGGCCUGUGUCCCAGGGUCGAAUAGCGCACUUAUCGAUAUAGAUGCACCAGUCUCAUCUCCCAUUGCAGACCUGCAGAGGCGUAUUCAAGCGGGGCAUCAUGUCCGUGUCUUGGACACAAGUGCAGAGAAAUCGGAGUAUAAGGGCAAGGAAGGAAUAGUUCUUGAAGUUGUCCACGAUACACUCGUUGUCCUGGAUUCAGUCACAAAAUCCGAGUUCGUUGUAUCAAGUAUUUCUGUCCAGACCCACAUCGUCAAUUGCGGGUUAUCCACUUCCUUCAGUACCAUUAUGCCAACAUCGGCAGCGCUUCCUGACGAUGACACAGCGAUGAGAGGUGAUAAUGUCGUAGUACAAAAAGCGGGAGAUUUUUACUUGAAGACCGGGACAGUAACAGCUGUCGAUGCUGGACUGAAUCAGUUAACUUUCCUUGUCUCGGGUACACGAGACAUUUAUCUGACUGUGCCAGUUCCAUGGACCAGUGUCUCUCCUAAUCUAGCUGCCCUGUGGUUUACCCCGGCGCGCGGAUAUGAUGUGGUGGCCAGAGACGUCAUACGAGUUGUAAGGGGGGCAGCAUGGAACCUAUCGGGCACUGUCCUUAAUGUUGACCUGGGUAACAAAACCUUGACAUUCCAAGGUCCCUACGCAAAGAUCACGAUUCCCAUAACUUAUGCCACCAGGAUCAGCUCAGCAGCUGAGCACGACCCUAUGGAACGGUUCAUCGGCAAGCAAGUAGUCGUCAUUCAUGGGCAUAUGAAAGCACUACGUGGAACACUGCGCUCUCUCAUACGUGAUACGUGUCAAGUUGACCUCUUCCAAGGUCAAAGGCAGCAACUUUCACAAAGCCAUGUCGUCAGUGAAUCAGGGGACCUCCUUAAUGGAGGUAGAUUGUCAAUUGAACAAUUAAAGAUAUUCAUUCAGAUGUUGCGUCAAUUGUAUGUCCAGAGGCCUCCGCGAGCCUGCACCCCACCUCCAAGCCCACCUCCUCCGCAGUCCACCCCUGAACCCCGCCCCAAUCCAUGGUCAAUUGACUUUAGCAUUGAGUCAGAGACUUCUGUAUCUGAAGAAACAUCAUCCACAGCCCCUUCAUAUGAUCCUUGGCGAGUGAAUCCUGAAGACUCGGAGGGGGAGAACAAUUCUGAUAUCCCAGAAUCAUCUCCCACACGAUUCCUGUGCAGUAGCAAAUUAAGCUCAGUACUAGCUCAAUGCCAAUUAGUCUUAAGGGUACUACCAGCACCAAGCGGCACAUGGUAUCAGAAUUACCAUGAUCGCCUAGUUCGUACACUAGUUCCGGAUCUGUUCCUUCUGCCAAGAGGGCCCGUUGCACAUGGAAACAUUGCGGUCAGAUACCUCUCAAGGACAAGGAACAUUGGUGCGAAGGAUGAUGAAAUUCCAAUGUGUUAUGUUAUCGCAGAGCCCCCAACGGGCAGCGGCAAAUGUUUUGUCGUGACAUGUGGAGAUGAUAUCGGGACCGUAUACUUUACGAAGGCGGCAAAGAGGAACGACGCCAUUAUCAUGACGAGGGAAGUCAUUUGA